Gadus macrocephalus (Pacific cod) is the source of this 2996-nucleotide messenger RNA. Its product is annotated as protocadherin alpha-2-like. The transcript has a single exon. Bases 102 to 2507 code for a protein of 801 amino acids. The record is from RefSeq and is a predicted model, not a curated record. NCBI's taxonomy places the organism in Eukaryota, Metazoa, Chordata, Actinopteri, Gadiformes, Gadidae. Gene Ontology annotation, cellular component: plasma membrane. Gene Ontology annotation, molecular function: calcium ion binding. Gene Ontology annotation, biological process: homophilic cell-cell adhesion.
UAGAGGAGUUCAAGCGCUCACAUAGAUCUCUGUGACGGCCCAAACCAUACCAAAACAAACGGACAUUAUAAGUUAUAGAUGCCCACCAAAUAUCAGUAGUUAUGGGGGCCAUAGCACGGAGGGAAUAUUUUUGGAUCCGAUUCUUUGUCUUGCUUUGUUUUUGUCAGUGCAGUACAGCUCAGAUUUCUUACUCUAUUUCGGAGGAGACGAACAAAGGGACGACUGUGGGAAAUCUUGCAAAGGAUUUAAAACUGAAUCUGAAUGCUUUUGAGUCCAGAGAACUCCGAAUUGUAUCGGAGUACACUAGAAGAUACCUCGAUGUGGAUUUAAGGACUGGUAACCUUUUAGUCGCCGACAGAAUAGACAGAGAGGAGCUUUGCAACGAGCUGGAGAAAUGUUCGCUUAAAAUCCAGGCUUUGUUGAGCAAUCCAGUUAACAUGCAUCGCAUUGAAAUUCAUAUCCUAGAUGUAAAUGAUAAUGCACCCGCUUUCGAGGAGGAAACGUUUGUUUUCAACAUCUCUGAGUCGAUAUCAUUGGGAGAGCGAUAUUUACUUCCAAUAGCAUUCGAUGCAGACAUAGGGAGUUACGCGGUUAAGGACUACAAGCUAAGCCAGAAUGAACAUUUCGCCCUCGACGUACAGAGUAGCGAAGAGCAAAGCGUGUCCGCUGAGCUGGUGUUGCAGAAAUCUUUAGAUCGGGAGAAACAGUCGGUUAUCAAACUCACUUUAAACGCAAUAGACGGAGGAAAACCUAUUAAAACGGGGACAAUGCAACUAGUAAUUAAUGUGAUAGAUGUGAACGAUAACACGCCCACGUUUAGUAAAUCGUUGUAUAAGGCGAGGGUGUAUGAAAAUGCUUCAAAUGGAACGAGGGUUAUACAACUAAAUGCGUCAGAUCUGGACGGAGGAUUCAACGGUGAGCUCCUGUAUUCUUUCAUUAAACGGGGUAGUGUAGAUCCUUCCACUGUAUUUGAUAUCAAUGCAAGUACAGGAGAAAUCAAAGUUAACGGUAUCUUGGAUUUCGAAAAGAUCGCUGCAUACGAUAUCAGAGUUCAGGUUAAAGAUCAAGGAUAUAUGUCUCGUAGUGCUCAUAGUAAACUACUUAUAGAAUUAAUGGAUGUUAAUGACAAUGCACCGGAGAUAUCGAUCACUUCCCUUAGGAACCCGGUGAAAGAGAGCGCGGAAAGGGGAACCGUGAUUGCUCUGAUAACUGUAAGCGAUAAGGACAGUGGGGUGAAUGGCCUCACCACCUGCACGCUAGCGGGUGUUCUUCCCUUUAAGCUGGAAACAAACUAUAAAAGCGACUAUUCUUUAGUGGUAGACGGGUCUCUGGACAGAGAGACGGAUACACAGUAUAACGUCACCAUCUCGUCCAGCGAUGGCGGGGAUCCGCCUCUCUCCACCAGAAGUUAUUUGAUGGUUUAUGUUUCUGAUGUCAAUGACAACGCGCCGCACUUCGCCGAUCCCGUUUUGAACGUGUAUGUGAAGGAGAAUAGUGACGUAGGUACUGUCGUCUAUAGAGUAAAUGCUAUGGAUUUGGAUUCUGAGGAUAACGCCAGAAUAACCUAUUCGUUAAUAAGCAGUCUCUCUCCAAACAUUCCAGCGUUAUCAGCUGUGAAUAUAAACUCCGAGACUGGUGAUAUUGUCACAUUGCAGUCUUUUAAUUAUGAAGACAUAAAUAUGUUCAGCUUCAAAGCGCAGGCCACAGACUCUGGAGACCCUCAACUCAGUAGCAACGUUACUGUCAACUUCUUUAUCCUGGAUGAGAAUGACAACAGUCCCGGGAUUCUACCCCCCUAUUCUGAACAUGGCUCCGUUAACAGUGAGAACAUUCCCUACUCUGCUGAAGCGGGAUACUUUGUGGCUAAAAUCAGGGCCGUAGAUGCAGACUCUGGUUACAAUGCACUGCUUUCUUAUCACAUCUCUGAACCCAAAGGAACCAAUCUCUUUCGGAUCGGAACCAGCACCGGUGAAAUCAGGACUAAGAGACGGAUGAGUGACAAUGACCUGAAAACUCACCCGUUGGUGGUGUUGGUUUGCGAUAACGGAGAGCCCUCCCUGACAGCUACUGUGUCUAUUGAUGUCGUUGUGGUUGAAAACACAGGAGACCUUCAGACUCAGUUCAGACACGUGCCGCUAAAGGAGGACAGCUUCUCUGCUUUAAACCUGUAUUUGCUGGUCGCCAUUGCCUCGGUGUCAGUGAUCUUUCUACUGAGUCUCAUCAGUUUAAUAGCAGUCAAAUGCCACCGGACAGACAACAGUUUCAGCAGGUACAGCGCCCCAAUGAUCACCACCCACCCUGACGGGAGCUGGUCUUACUCUAAAUCUACUCAGCAGUAUGACGUGUGUUUCAGCUCAGACACAUUGAAGAGUGACGUAGUAGUGUUCCCUCCUCAAUUCCCGCCUGUUGAUGGAGAACUGAUCAGUAUAAACGGAGGAGACACUUUAAGCAGAACUCAGACUUUGCCCAAUCACGAGAAGGUAAGAAUCAGACACAUCUUACUAUAAUUCACAACUGUUGCACCUUUAAAAUAUUGCCUUUCUCCCUUGAGUUUCAUCUGACAAAAACGUAUCCGCAAUUGAGCACAGGCAGUAACAGAGUUUCUAGUCCCUAUUCUCAACUAUCCCUCAUCAAUGAUGACGAUGAAAGCCGUCAACAUGACAUUGAAAAUGUAUUUGUUUUUUUAUUUGAAGCUUCCUACUUUUAAUCUAUUUGUUAAUUAACGUCAUGCUUUGAAGGCAUAUUCCUCUUGACACACAAAUGACAUUGAAAAGACCGAAAUAAUUUUACUGAAUGUGUUAAACUGGCUAUAAUUAUGUCAUUUAUCUCAGCGUUGUUUAUGUUUGAGGAGGUGUUGACUGACAAUGCUGCGCUGUAUGUGGUAAUGAACGCAACAUAUAUUUAAGUUCUGAGAAAAUGAAGAGAAUACUUUCCGCAAAACACUAAAAUAUUAGCCAAUUAUACUAAGAAGUCCAAGUUAUUGCAAAAACUGAAUG